AUGAAGAAUUCAACAAGGGAAGAUAUGGAUUGUGAUCUCACCGAAAAUGUUUCAAGUAUCGUCCACAAAGUGCAAAAGUUUUUACAAGUUGGGUGCGGAUGUCAUCAAGGGUUGAAAGGUGGCCAGUGUGCGGAUUACUUCACAGUGGAAACCGUUAUUGGCAACCUAUACGACUGCCUGGAAUUGUCUCAUGCGGAACUGGACUUAGUAAUCUUGGCAAACCUUCAAGCUUUCACGGCGGCUAAAGUAACCGGGGGGAAAAGAAAAAGAAUUCCAGCUUACAGCUUUCUCUAUCAGUCUCAUCCCAUUUGCAAAGAAAUGUUUCUGCACAUGUACGGAAUCAGUAAGUCUCGGUUUCAAAGGCUCUUGGAACAUUAUCAAAACCAUGGAAUUUCUGUGCGGGUACACAGGAACAGCAAGAGGCUUCCACAUAACACUCUGCCACGGGCCAUUGCAGAAGAUGUAAAAAACUUCCUAAGCAAUUACGCUGAAGAGAAUGCUGUACUACUUCAUGGGAGAAUCCCUGGUUUUAAGAACGAGGACAUUGUGCUACUUUCGUCGAGUGAGACCAAAAUGUAUGUCUGGAACUGCUUUAAAAGUGCUUGUGAGGUGGCCAGUAAGAGGGUUGUGAGUUACACAAAAUUUAUCGAGUUAUGGAAACAAUUCCAUCCAAACCUCGUCAUGGGGAAGCCGAUGACUGACUUGUGUUUCACCUGCCAACAGAACACUUCUAAGCUUCUUCGAGCAGAAAAGUCAGAAUGUGUUCGCACCCAACAGUACCACUUAAAUUCAGUGCAGACUGAGAGAACUUUACAACAAGGCGUGCGAUAAUGCUAAACGCAGUUUUAAAGCAUUAGAGGACAGCGUAGACAUUGAUGAGCGCCAUGACCCAUGCUCACUUGACACCACAAUGCACAACUCAUUUGACUUUGCCCAAUAAGUUCAUUAUGCGAGUAAUCCGAUGCAACCGGGGCCAAUAUACUUUAAAACACUGCGUAAACGCGCCAUCUUUGGCAUUAUGUGCGAGGCGAUCCCAGAGCAGGUUAACUACCUGAUUGACGAGGCCAGCGAUGUAGGCAAUGGAGCAAACACUACGAUAAGAUACGUGCAUCAUUUCUUCGAGCAUCACGGACUUGGAGAAACUUCCGUUCAUCUCCACGCCGAUAAUUGUUCAGGGCAAAAUAAAAACAAUUAUUUUGUCUGGUACCUAGCUUGGAGGACAAUUCUUCAACUCCAUCUUUCAGUUAGAUAUUCUUUUUUGAUUGCUGGCCACACAAAGUUUGCCCCUGAUCGAUGUUUUGGCAUCAUAAAGAAAUUGUACAAGCAAAACUACAUCUCGUCAAUUUACGAAUUUGCUAACAUGGUGGAAUCGUCGAGUACUGGGGUCAACAAGGCACAGCUUGGUGAAACACAUGACGGAACAGUUAUUGUUCCAGUGUAUGACUGGUGUUCAUAUCUUGAACAGUACUUUUAAAGGCUGCCAAACAUUAAAAGCUACCACCACUUUCGAUUCACCAAAGAUGAGCCUGGUAGAGUUUACUUCAAAGAGAGUGACCUGUCUCCCGAACAGUUGCUGAUGCUUUUGAAGAAUCCUGCAAUCCUUCCUCCGGCCUCACGUCUUCAAGCCAAAGUGAAUCCAACGGGGUUGAGCCAUAAUCGCAAACAGUAUCUUUUCCGUGAGUUCAGGCAGUUCUGCAAGCCAGGAACAGAAGAACUGGUGGCACCAGUUCCUCAGGAAUAA
Porites lobata is the source of this 1741-nucleotide messenger RNA. The record is from the annotation of a GenBank genome assembly. NCBI's taxonomy places the organism in Eukaryota, Metazoa, Cnidaria, Anthozoa, Scleractinia, Poritidae.